GCCGUCCCGCCGGCCCCAUGGAGGCCCCGGCCGCCCAGCCUGUGAAGCAGGAGUGCCGGGCCGCCGAGGGCCUGACCCUGGACUCGCCGUGGCACCGCUUCCGCCACUUCCACCUGGGCGACGCCCCGGGCCCCCGCGAGGCUCUGGGCCUGCUGCGCGCCUUGUGCCGGGACUGGCUGCGGCCCGAGGUGCACACCAAGGAGCAGAUGCUGGAGCUACUGGUGCUGGAGCAGUUCCUGAGCGCCCUGCCCGCUGACCUCCAGGCCUGGGUGUGCAGCCGGCGGCCCCAGAGCGGGGAGGAGGCCGUGGCCCUGCUGGAGGAGCUCUGGGGACCAGCAAUGAGGGCACCUCGGGAUGCGGCAGAAGGCUCCGGGGUCGGCGUGGGAAAGGAAGACAGUGGGGUGACGCCCUCAGGAGACGCGGCCCCCGGGGCUGAGGAACUGGCGACGGGGGACGCGCAGGCCGCGCGCCCUUACAAGCAGGAGCCGGGCAGCCCCCAGCCAGCGCCACCGCCCCCACCGGCGCCCGGCCUGCCCGCCUUCCUGGCGGCCCCGGGCUCCGCGUCCUGCCCCGAGUGCGGCAAGGCCUCGCUGAAGCCGGCGCACCUGCUGCGCCAUCGGCAGAGCCACUCGGGCGAGAAGCCGCACGCCUGCCCCGAGUGCGGCAAGGCCUUCCGGCGCAAGGAGCACCUGCGGCGCCACCGCGGCACGCACCCCGGCGGCCCGGGGCCGGCCCUGCGCCCGCUGCCUGCGCGCGAGAAGCCGCACGCCUGCUGCGAGUGCGGCAAGACCUUCUACUGGCGCGAGCACCUGGUGCGCCACCGCAAGACGCACUCGGGCGCGCGGCCGUUCGCUUGCUGGGAGUGCGGCAAGGGCUUCGGGCGCCGCGAGCACGUGCUGCGCCACCAGCGCAUCCACGGGCGCGCGGCGGGCGCGGGCGGGGCGGCGGCGCCGGGCCCCGAAGGCGGGGGUCCCUUCCCGCCCUGGCCGCUGGGGUAGCCCCCGCCCCGCCGUGCAACCCCUCCCGUCCCUCACUGGCUCCUCUGCCCCCUGUCUCUCUCCUCCACCGGCCCCUCCUUUGUCCGAACCUCCUGGUGCCCUAGAGCUCUCUGUUCCUUCCCAAGUCUCACUUUAUGUCCCAAACCUCACUCCUGUUCGGAUCUCACGCCGUCCUCGUCCUCACAGUCGCUCCCACCCGUAGAAGGAGACUCCACAGUCCUUCCCUCUCCUGGUUGGGGGCCGGGCUGUCCAGGAGCCUAGAAGAGGAGCGCAGGGCAGGAGCGGCAGGCGGGACCCCUGGUCUAGAGGAGGCUGGAGGAAGGGGACUGCGUCUUGUCACCAGGAGACACCCCCCAGGGCGGAGUGGGGGACGGCUCCGACAGGACAGACCUGGGUUCUGGCAGGGGGCUCCCUGGUCUGGCUUGUCUCUCUGCGAGCCAGAAGGCGUGGGAUGGACAGAGAUGCCUGCCCGUGGGAAGCGCGUCAGAGACAGUUCACCAGCAUCUGGAGAGUAAUAAAGCCACUGAUAAGUUGUGCAGACCCCGAGUGCCCUGCGUUCUGUCCUGGGGGCCGCCCUCCGCAAGCUGCCCAGGAUGGGAGGGGCAUUGUGAGCCCCACCUCAGACCCUCCCUGCUGGCAGGGCCCUGGGAGCCUGGGCCCAGGGGGCUGGUUCCUUGUCCUUGAGCCUAGAGAUGAGCUGAACCCCGUGAGAGGUGAGAGAGAUGAGUUCUCGCGGGGGUCUGCACUGUGGGGGAAAUGCAGGCACACGCCGCCUUGUGGCGCCCACUCACUGCCCCAGGAGCCGGUCUCCCUCCUUCCACCUCACACAGGCCGGACUCAGCCCAGCACCCAACGGCUUGGCUUGGAGUCUUGGCCUUAACAGCUCCCAGGCUUCAUGAUGUCAGGCCCCUGAGAAGGGGCCCAUUCUGGAAACUAAGUGAGGGAAUGACUGCCAACGCUUGCACUGCCGGGCCAGCAGAAGCAGUGAGUGUCACACCUGGUGACGGGCCGUGCCUUCCUCCAAGGCUCGCACGGCGGCCGGGGUCGAGGUGGGAAGGAGAAGCCGGGAGGCUGAGAUGGAACAGAGAGACCCUCUGCACGGCGGUAGGAAGCAGGUGCCCUGCUGCUGCCGGCGCAGGCGGGCGCAGGCAGAACCAGCUGGCAGGACUCCAGAUUCUGUAGCGUGUCAGCAUCGUCCGUGGUGGACUCACGCCCUGGCCCCCACCCCACCCCCAUAAACUGCCGUGCUCGGCCACACACACGAGCGCGUGUGGAGCCCUGUGCCUCGCAAGGCUGUUCGGACGUCCACCCUGGGAGAGGGGGAGGAGGAGGUGCGCGCACACUGUUCAGGAAGAGUCGUCCAAAACCCGGAAAAGGGGUGAGAAUUCAGCUGUGCGACCUUAUCAGAUCAUGCUAGAGUGUUAAGACAACAACAACAAAACCCCGAGUUUCCUGUAACUCCUUGCAGAUGAAACUGUGUCGGGCUAACAGUUGUUUGGAGAGGGCUUGGUUCACCACUCCUGUCAAGUCAGAGGUUAACCCGAGCACAGCGAGGUGGGUGCGGGGACCGGGUUUAUUCUGUCUGGCAGACAGAGCAGCCGGGUGUGGCGGCUGACAGCCUGGUGCCGCAUGAACCAGUUUUGUUUUUGUUUUUUUUUUUUUUUGCGGUACGCGGGCCUCUCACUGCCGCGGCCUCUCCCGUUGCGGAGCACAGGCUCCGGACGCGCAGGCGCAGCGGCCACGGCUCACGGGCCCAGCCGCUCUGCGGCACGUGGGAUCUUCCCGGA
Messenger RNA from Physeter macrocephalus (sperm whale), 2785 nucleotides. It is a transcript of the gene ZNF444, whose product is annotated as zinc finger protein 444. Lineage: Eukaryota; Metazoa; Chordata; Mammalia; Artiodactyla; Physeteridae. Gene Ontology annotation, molecular function: DNA-binding transcription factor activity, RNA polymerase II-specific; RNA polymerase II cis-regulatory region sequence-specific DNA binding. Bases 18 to 998 code for a protein of 326 amino acids. The record is from RefSeq and is a predicted model, not a curated record. The transcript has 3 exons. Gene Ontology annotation, biological process: regulation of transcription by RNA polymerase II.